UCGGACACUGUAUCCAUCUGAUCUCGAUUUCGUUCGGGAUCCGUCCGCCCGUCUAUGUAUACACCACCUGGUUCAUCAAUUCAGCGCCUGUUUAACAAGAUCCCUAGCUUGUCUGCCCAGAUCAGAGCAGAUUCAGAUCGACCGGAUCGCCGGAUUGUGAACAAAGGCUAGGCUCGACCACCAGAGAAAUCGAUCAGUUCAACCACCGCCACGAAGCUUGAUCAAUUACACGUGAGCCAGCAGCAUCGACCAUAGAUGUCUGUCGUACUGUACAAGAGGAGCCCUCCUCCUCCAGAACCCGAAGAAGAUGAUUCAUAUCCGCGUCCUCCUACCUCCCCAUCUUUUGAAUGCCCAGAAGAUUCGCCCAUUGCUGAUGACAUUACCGAAGAGAUUCGUCCGAACGCCCACUUCUCGGAUAAUGGCCACAGGGAUCUAAAACUUGACAAUCCCGGAUUCCUCAUCGCGGACGACUUUGAUUCAUUAUAUAAUGAAGAUUGCAGUUUCUCCAAGGAAGACAUGGAAAGGCAAAGUAAUCAGUAUGCAACGGCCGCACUCGACCACUACAACGGUCAAGAAAAGAACUUGAUCAAGUAUGAGCUACUCAAAGCCAUCACUAGCUCCGCAAUCAUAUCUGUAAGGGGCCUUUAUGGCCAUGUAAACUUCACAGCCAAAAGCACUUUGGAGAACUCAAAGGAGGAGUUCUUCUUUGCAGAGCUAUGCCAUGAUCGUGAUUGUCUUGUAUAUAUACCUACAUGCAUAGUUUCCUUGGAAGGAAAAGAAAGAAUUGGUGGGGUUCGGGGCAUCAAAGGUAAUGAUGGUUAUUAUGGCAUGGAAAUUCGUGUUGACACCCAAUAUUGCUAUGCUUGUGAUGACGAACUCAAGCACCCGGAGGAUGGAACAUUAUACGAAGCCGGUCAUCAAGUGGAUGGUUUUUAUGACUAUUGUUGAAGUCAAUAAGUGAUUUGUAUGGGAAUUAUUAAGAUUUUAUUUGUGUUGUCGCAGUGAGACUGAGUGCUACUUAUUUUGUUAUUAUAAGUUGUGUUGUCAUCAUUUACUUGGGUGUUAGAUAACUACUAUAUUAAAGACCAACCCACUUCACUUUUCUUAUAAUUUUGGGGAGGCUGGAGGGUUAACCAGGCUUCGACACGUCAACAUUUGGCAAGGUUUGCCUUUUGCAAUUU
Messenger RNA from Lolium rigidum, 1181 nucleotides. RefSeq lists its product as uncharacterized. The transcript has 5 exons. NCBI's taxonomy places the organism in Eukaryota, Viridiplantae, Streptophyta, Magnoliopsida, Poales, Poaceae. The coding region runs from base 256 to 948 and encodes 230 amino acids. The record is from RefSeq and is a predicted model, not a curated record.